AUGGGGUAGCCCAAGUGCAUCUGGGCGGGGCAAUUACGAGGCGCUGGUUGCUUGAAAAUGUCGGCGAAUCUUCAAGUAUCUGGACAGGUGUCCUCUGGGCCCUCGGUUCUGUCUUGCAUUGUUUUAUCGUCGGCCUCUUUGUUGUGUUUUGUGGCUGGAUUUGGGACAGGGGCCGAGUUCGUGCGGUUUCUUUCAUUCGGCGCUAUUUUCAGGAAUAUCAGUGGGGGCCUAGAUGGUGAAACACCAAUAACAUGGAGCGAAGCAAUGAGAAACACCCAGUUUCAAUACUGUAUUGGGAUUGAUAUUGGUCUUCUUGUUUUAUUUGUACUCCAACACAGCAUAAUGGCCUGGACAGCAGUGAAGGAAAAUGUGCUGCAUGUGUUUGGUGUUCUCCAGCGUUCAAUAUAUAUCCUAUGCACUGCCCUGUCUCUCCAGGUGCUGAUGAGAUUCUGGCAGCCCUGUCCACAGGGUCCAUACCUUUGGAAUGUUUCUGCUGGUCCAUGGAGUGCAUGGCUUGCUUUACUCUGUGCUCUCUUGCACACAGUAUCGUGGCUCCUUAUAUUCAGUGUUCUACUCAUCUUUGACUAUGCAGAAUUGAUGGGGAUCAAACAGGUAUAUUAUUUCUGCCUUGGUAUGGGUGAUCCAUUAUCUCACAAAUCUCCCCGUGCUGCUCGACUCUACGCCCACCUUCGACAUCCCAUUUACCUGGAAUUGUUACUUAUUCUCUGGGCAGUGCCUUCUCUACCUCCUGACCGCCUCAUCCUUGCCACUUUCUUUACACUGUAUCUUAGCUUGGUUCACCGCCUGGAUGUACAGGACUAUGCCUACCUCCGCUCCCAGUUGGAAAAAAAAUUCCUCCUUUUCUCACGUGAGGAAUCUAGUGCUAUAGGUGGACAGAUAUGGAAAAAUAACUAACAGAAACCUGUGUAAGAAGAAAGAGUAGGUUUACAUAAAGUAAAAGUCAGGGUGUGAGCAGCGUACGAGAAUAAGGCACUUUCCGUACCAUGUCCAGAAAAUAUCUAACCAUUUCUUCAUAUUGAGCACCUUUGACUGACAGGAAGGUACUACAACUCUGUGCAACAGUAUUAUUUAACACAUAGACCGAACAAUUGCAUCAGUUUAAUUUGACAGUCUGUUGGUUUAACCAAAUCAACGUGUGUGGAUUGUAAAGAAGUUUGCUUAUUUGUGGGCAGUUUGUGAUACAAAUAACUACAUGGAUAAGAAGAAAUGUGGUAUGUGAACAUGACUGCACAGUUAGUUUCAGCUUUGAAACAAAUAAGUUACUGGCAGGACAGCCAAUUUUUAAAACAAUCUUAAAAGGUGGUAUUUUGUAUGCCUGUUCUAAACUUACUGUUCUAUGCCAGAGUUUUAGUAACAGCAGUAAUCUAUGCUUUGAAAGUAGUCAACCAAACCUCCCUGUCUUCUGCUCUUGUUCAGUCAUAUUUUAUGUAUUGGAGUCACAGCAUGUGCCUUGUCUGUUCAGUACUCUCAGUACUAACCUUACUAUUCGGAAGUCACCAAAACAUUAGAUGAAUUUGAUCUUACAUCAAGCUAUUGCUACAAAGCUCAUUUGCCCAGAAUAUGUGCUGUAGAUCAGCUGGAAAGAAGAUUGAGUGCCAGUGGGGGUAUAUUGGGAGGCACACAUCUUCAGUGCUAAGGGCUAAGAGAUUUUCUGAAUAGUUUUUUAUCUUUAGUUUUUCUUUAAAUGGCAGAGCAUAAAAUCUUCAUUUUAACUUAUACAAGUACUUUGGAGUUAUAAAUGCUGUGGUAGGAUAAGUAAAAAAUUGUGGAGGGAAUUGUGUCAAGGAAAGUAAAACUGUUGACUGAAGCUUUAGUAUUGGAGGGCGAUUCAUUUUCUUUAGUCAUGUCGAAUGUAAUGCCUAUUCAGAAAACAAACAGCUGCACAAAUUUUUGUUUGGCUGUUUUUAGAUCUUUUGUUGGUGGAGUCUUGAAAUGUCUAGUUACUCUGGUAGACAGGAUUUUUUUUUUCAUU
Xenopus tropicalis (tropical clawed frog) is the source of this 1993-nucleotide messenger RNA. It is a transcript of the gene nrm, whose product is annotated as nurim. The transcript has 4 exons. Bases 58 to 915 code for a protein of 285 amino acids. Gene Ontology annotation, cellular component: nuclear inner membrane. The record is from RefSeq and is a predicted model, not a curated record. Lineage: Eukaryota; Metazoa; Chordata; Amphibia; Anura; Pipidae.